AUGAAGAUUUUAAGUUUUAUUUAUCUUUUCAUUUUUUCGUCCAUUUGCUAUUUAUCGGAAAGUUCAGAAAAUAACGCAUACUCUUUUGAGUUAUUAAAUCAGUCCAACUGGUUAACCAUUGCACAAAGAAUUUUUCAGGGUACAACUCCACAAAGCUUCACAGUAAUACCUUAUAAUUUUAUAAAUGAUCCAAAUAGGAAUUUCAGUAAUAAUAACGCUGUGUUAUUAAUUAGAAAAAGGUUAAAAAUUUCUUCCAAUAUAAGCACAAAUAAAGAUAAUAGUACACAUUCAAAAUUCAGUGUACCAACCGUAGUUAAUAAGGCUGAUAAUAAAUCCGCAACUCAUUCACCAGAUUGUUCUCCAUUUUCUGGAAACGCCGCAUGUUGUAAUAAAUACUCAAAACAAGAACCACGAAUAAAUCCUGUAUUUCCUUUGGAUGGUAAUUAUCCUAGAUUUAUGCGAGAUUCAUUACCUAUCCCAAUACCAAGUUUUCCUAUGAUCUCACGUAUUAAUAAUCCAUAUCAUAAUUAUUACAAUCAACAUAAUAUUUCUACAUUAAGACAGACAGAAAAAUCUAAUUUAGAUAAUAAUAAAAGUAUGCAUAAUCCAAAUAAUAGAAGCAAUAACCAAGGAGAAAGUAAUAAUUCAGGAUGGAAAGGAUAUAUCCCGAAUGAUUACCUUCCAGUUAACAUUGCAAGUACCAUAAUGGAUAAUUCUCAAGAGGAUGAUUCUCAUAAUUUAAAAGAAGAAGAAGAACCAUGCGAUAUUGCUCUCAAGUUAGGAAAUAUUAUACACAAAGCGAAUGAAGAAACACUAAAACUAGAAAUAAAUGUAGGUCAGUUAUUAUGUAUAGAUUUAGAAUCUAUUUCUGGUAAUGGAUUUGUAUGGUCGUUGUUAGGUGUUUAUAGAGAGAGACCUAAGAUUGAACCUGAAAAAUUUCCAACAAAAAGAGUUACAGAAUCAUACUUCUCCAACGACAUUUCGGUAACUCAUCCAAUAGCAGAAAUAGAAAUGGUGGGUAAUAAUUAUAAAUCAAAACAAGGUGGAUUAUUAGUUGAUUAUGAAACCUUUAAAAAGAAUAUAAAUAAAAAAUUAAAUGAAGAAAACGAAAAAAGCGAAGAAAAGGAAAAAAGUAAAGAAGAACUUGCAGAAGAAAAUGCAGAGAAAUAUUUAGAAAGUAGUGUUGAAGGAAAUAAAAAUAAUAAUGAGAAAAUAAAUGAAGAAAACAUACAUACAAGAUUUAGCAAUGCUAGAGGAAACCUUAGAGUUAAUGGAAAAGAAGACAAUAAACCAGAUGAGAGCAAUAAGAAUAAAGAAGAUGAUAAAAAUAAAGAAGAUGAUAAGAAUAAAGAAGAUGAUAAGAAUAAAGAAGAUGAUAAAAAUAAAGAAGAUGAUAAGAAUAAAGAAGAUAAUAAAAAUAAAGAGGAUGAUAAAAAUAAAGAGGAUGAUAAAAAUAAAAAGGAUGAUAAAAAUAAAGAAAGUAAACUAAAGCCAUAUACUGGAGAAGGAGACUUGGUAGGACAGGCUACUAUCUUAAAAAGUAAAAUAAAACCUAACAAACCAGGGGAAUAUUUUAUUGUUUAUGCAUAUUAUAGGCCAUUUGAAACAACUUUAGAACCAAACGUAAGGAUUGUUCAUUUAAUAGUAUCUUAA
Molecule: messenger RNA, 1653 nt
Organism: Plasmodium gallinaceum
Lineage: Eukaryota; Apicomplexa; Aconoidasida; Haemosporida; Plasmodiidae
Gene: ICP
Product: inhibitor of cysteine proteases, putative
Exons: 2
Coding region: 1-1653 (550 amino acids)
Source: RefSeq, a predicted model, not a curated record